AAGAGAUAAAGUAAAGGAAAAUGAAGACAAAGAAAAGUUAAAAGAACUAAGAAACAACGUCUGCGCUGGAAUGGCUAUUCUAAACUUAAUCUGGAUUUCAAUUAAUUUCAUGUUUCAACUGAGAAGGCCAUCAGUUGUUACCUUAGCUCAACUUAAAGAUGGAGAUAAAAUAGAAAUUGAUGUUUUGGGAUUAAUGUUUAUAAUAUUCUUUACACUGAUCCUUGUCCUCCAGUUUUGCGGUAUGGUCAUGCACAGAUGGGGGACCUUUCUUCACCUCGUGGCGAUAACGGAAAUCCCUAAUCCAUUUAAGAAAAAAGAGAAAAAGCGAGAACAGCAAGAUCAACCAUCUCCAAAAAAAGGAAAAACGGAGGAAAAUUUGGAGUCGGAAAUCCAAAAUCUAUCACGAAUAG
Messenger RNA from Saccostrea cuccullata (small rock oyster), 410 nucleotides. RefSeq names its product chitin synthase-like. Lineage: Eukaryota; Metazoa; Mollusca; Bivalvia; Ostreida; Ostreidae. The record is from RefSeq and is a predicted model, not a curated record. The transcript is spliced from 3 exons. The annotation marks the transcript as partial.